This is a messenger RNA of Linum tenue, 4483 nucleotides long. The record is from the annotation of a GenBank genome assembly. NCBI's taxonomy places the organism in Eukaryota, Viridiplantae, Streptophyta, Magnoliopsida, Malpighiales, Linaceae.
CUUUGCCCUUGGUAGUUUUUUGGCUCUUGUUCAUGAAGCCUCCCAGAAAAAUCCAGAGACCGUUAAGUCAAGUCAACGGGGAGUACCCGAAAGACCGUUAAUUUCCCGCCUUUCCACGUGCCAUCAUCUUGUGGAAAGAAAGGGAGAAAAAAAGCCAAAGAACAGAAGUCUUCUCCCGCACAUUUCAACAUCAAGUCAACGCUCCGUAAUCCUUUUUUUAACUCCGCCGGAGCCCGCUCGAAAUUCGAAAUCAUCACCCGAAUCCACCCGACGCCGGUAGCUUUCGGCGAGCACAAAAAGAAAUGCAACGAGUUCCGGUUCCGAAGGACGCGGCGGCAGCCGCUGGCCUCACCUUGAAUUGGCCAGCAUCUAUCUCGGCGGAGGCUGCCGCCGUCCUGAACCAUGCCGUCGGAGAGGCGCGACGGCGGAACCACCGAGAAACCACCCCGCUACACGUGGCCGCCGCCGCGCUGGCUCAUCCUUCCUUUUCUGCCCUCCUCCUGAACCGAGGUCCCAUCAGUUCGCCAAGCGCCUUGCAUGAGCUCCUCUGGAGACGCCUGGAACUAUGCUUCGCCGUAGCUCUCGACCGACUUUACGGUAGGGUUCGGAUAUGUCCUCUACAGGAGCACUUCGUCCCCGUGAUUUCAAAAUCGUUGACGGCGGCUUUGAGUCGAGCUCAACCAAAGCCGUCGGAAGCUGCGGAGAUCAAGCUCGAGGAACUGAUUUGUUCAAUUUUGGGCGAUCAGAUGGUGGUUAGGGUUUUGUCCGAAGCUGGGUUUAGUUCUGCAGCUGCUAAGGUGAGGAUCAAGCUGUUAGGAGCUCCGAAAUCAACCCGCGAUGGUCUAACUAGUGCCGCCGUGGAUCCAAACAAUCAAAGAUUGCAACUCGAGACAGAGAAGGAAGUGAACCGUGCUGUGAACGUCUUGUUGAGAGGCACAAAGAGGAAUCCCAUUUUGGUUGGUGAAUCCGGACCAUACAGAGUUGCGAGGGAGCUUUUGAGGAGACUAGAAGAUGAAGAGAUUGAAUAUGAGAUGUUGAAGAAUGUUCAAGUGAUUGACUUGGAAAAGGAGUUCCCACUUGAAGUAGCAGCAACCUGUGCCAAGAUUAUGUUUUUGUGUCGUAUCAUCCAGUCGUCGGAAAGAAACUUGUCCCCUGGUGGCGUGAUAAUCCAUUUGGGCGAUUUGAAAUGGCUGGUCAAGGCACCACUGGAGUUUGCAGAGGAUUGCUCUGAACAGCUGGCUGUUGCAAUGCAAUGGGCAAUGCAAAAGGUCGGGACACUUCUGAAGAAGAUUCGAGAAGGAAUGGGCGGUGGGAGGAUUUGGUUAAUUGGCACGGCUAGUUGUGAGACAUAUAUGAGAUGUCAGGGUCGUCAUCCUGAUGUAGAAGACUGCUGGGAUCUGCAUCCAUUGCUGAAUGCUGCCGACUCUACUCUUUCAGGGAUGGCUUCAAUAUUGCGGCAGGACAAUGUGGCAAAACAAAGACAUCAUGAUGAUGUAGUUAAGCCGGUUGAUGAUAUCUCAAGAGCCGAGAAAAUUCCUUUCCCGGGCAGCCGAUCAGAAUCUGUGAUGGAAAAAGAUGAGCUCUGGGGAAGAUUAGAGGGUCGAGAACUCCGAGAUGGGAUGUUGCACCUGAAAGGUGGAGUCGACGCCAGAAUUGGAAAUGUGGAUUCUGGUGGAAAGGUUUCGAUGGUUGGUCCAACUACCCAGGAGACGAAUUCAAGAAGCAACAUUCUUGAUCAUACAAUGGCAAAUCACUGGAAUCUGCAGCCAGUGCCAAUAACUGUUGGAGCCCCUCUUUCAGUAAUGCUUCCAAGUAAUACUGGCAGGAGGAGGUUUGAAACGGGCAACCAUGAUCAAGUAACGUGUGUUCCGGAACAAAUGAGCUCAAUGACAAGCUUAAUGCCAUCCGCCAUCUUGAAUAUCGUUUCUCGUGAUGACCUGGGACAGUAUUAUAGCCCUCAGCUCCCGCCAAAGGCUUUGUCAUCUAAUCCAUAUCGCACCCAGUUGCUUGUUCAUCUUAUCUUACCCAACUUCACCAACACCAGUUCUGUCAAACAAUUUCAGAGUGGGGGUUUUUUCAAGUAUCUUGUUAACUUGAAGCUGAUGGAUCUCAGUGACUCCAGUUUGACUAGGCUCCCUGAAACUUCAGCGGCGCAGAAACUCGAGAUAUUGAAUCUCUCUGGCUGUGUGCACUUGCUAGACGUGUUGUCGAUUCACCAGCUUUCUAAGCUUCAGCAGGUGAAGUUAAGAGGUUGCAUCAGUGUCAGGAGACUGCCAAGUUUGUGCAACUUGAGGUUGCUCAAAAUUCUCGAUCUCUCAAACUGUUCGAGGCUCAACAAGCUGCCUCCUUCUAUGGGUCAUCUCUCUGGUCUCAUCUCCUUGGAUCUUACCAACUGUAGGCAGCUCGAGCGGCUUCCAGGAAGCAUUUUUAAGUUGAAGUUGCUGGAAACUUUUAGCAUUGCUGGGUGUUCAUGCCUCAUGAAACGGCUCACCAUCGGAGAGAAGCAGGCGAUUCCUAGUGGGAGUAGUACUCUCUUCAGCAAAACCUGUGGCACAGAAGCCAAGAUCAUUUCACACCAAACCAGUCAAAUCGAGAUGAAAUUCAUCCCUCCACAACCCGAAGCAAUGGAGUGGGAUGUAACACUAACCGGAAGCCACACAACUCCACAAAAGCAGCCUGAAUCUGUGACAAAGGUUCCGACAUUCAUUCACAGCAAAACAAAGAAACAGCUCGGAUUGACUAAGCCGAAGCAUAUCAGAACCUCUUUCAAGCCUCAGCAGGGGCGAGUACAAGUCUUCUCCAUCUCCACGUCGCCCCAGGACUUCAGGGAGGCAGUAGAAGCUCUUACAGCAGGUGGCUGUCCAUCUUUUUUGUCUACUCUAGCUGGGAAAAAGAAGGAUGCUUUAAGAGACUACUUAACCAUGUCAUUGGAACACAUUCACUUCCUGCCGGAUGGGUUCCUGAGCAUCGAGACCGUCGUCCAUUCCCUGUUGGGUAAACACAGAGCCAGUUUGUCUCUGAACGAGCAGAUUGCGCUGCAAGCUAUCAAGCAUUCCUUGGCCGAGUUGAGCCGAAGCUUUCCAGGUAUAGUGAUGAGCAUGAAGAAUGCAGAAGCUGAGAAGACGGUGCUCGUGGCGAAAUCGAUGGAGGUCGAAGCGAGGUUGGCUUUUGGAGAACAAGAGCUGGCUUCCGUUGAAGCUGAGUUCUCCAAGGUUUUGGAGGAAGAGGAGAUUUUGGAUGCAGAAAUCCAUUCCUUGAUUGCCAAGAAAUUAGAAAUGAUAGGUGCUCGUGUUGGCUUGAACAAUUAAACGUACAGGAUAGCAAGCAUUCAAUAAGUGAACAGAUUAAUAGACAAACUAUAGUAUAUAUGCAAAGUACUAUUAUUAUUACUUGAAACAAAUCUCAACCAUUCAACAUCCGAAUCCAGCCAAGGGAAAACAAUGACAAUUUCGGAAAAUACAAAUUCAAAAACAACAAGAACAAGAAGGCCUGACACCCAAAUAUAUAUAGAGAUUACAAAAGACCCUUCAUUUUUUUUGCGGGUGGCGUGGUGGUGGUACGUAGGAAUUGGAGGUCAGGUUUAGUUGUAGCCUUCGGGCUUGUAGGCGAUGAAGGAGAUGCACUGCACCUGACGCUUGUUGUCGAACCCGAUGAUGCGGACGAACGCCUGGGGGUACUCCUUGACGCACUCCUGGAGCUCCUUGAGCACCUGCGACGAGUCGGUGCACCCGAACAUGGGCAGCUUCCACAUCACCCAGUACCUUCCGUCGUAGUACCCUGGGGACCUGUUGUUCUCACGGUACACGAAACCGUGCUGCACAUCAAACACACAAGUUUUCAGUACCUCGUAGUACGACAUAAUACUACUCGUAUUCGAAAGACACUCAGGAAGAACGAACCUCCAACUCGAACUCCAAGCAAGGAACCCAUCCAGACCUGAGCAGGUAGUCGACCUCCUUGCCCAAUUGCUCCUCAGUCAAUGGAGGAAGGUAGGAGAGGGUCUCGUACUUCUUCAAACCCAAUGGUGGCCACACCUAUAUACCAAUUACACAUCUGCCACCGUUGCUUGUGAUGGAAGUAAUGUCGUUGGUGGACUUCUUGGUGACGGGGAAGGCGGCUGCGGACUUGAGGCCGGUGAAAGGUGCGACCAUGCUGGCCUGAGCGCCGGUGCGGCUCACGGUGGCGACGGCGGAGGACGAAAUCAUGGACGCCAUUGCUCUCAAAAUUCGCCUUAGUACUCUAAAGCUGCUUGCUUUUUUUUUUCCUUCUUUAUCUGCCUCACACCCAAAACAGAGCUGCCCUUCUUAUAGUGGCUGUGACCCCAAUUCCCUUUUGAUACCAUCCGACGGUGGAUGAUUAGUGGACGAGACGAUCUAAACCGUCGGUUUGGAUUGGGUUUCAUGACAUUGUUAAUUAGCUCCAUUUCUGGCCACAGGAUGAGUGAAGAAGGAUUUGGUUUUUCUGUGUGUUCGUUUUGCGAAAU